AUGAGCUACCUUGGCAUGGUAUCUAGAACAAUAUUGGAACUGAAAUAUUUGAGGAAGGAUCUAUUACAGUAUGUGUUAUGCAUCAGAGAUGAAAUGGACCAAGGCCAGCAUUUGCAGGACGUGUUAGACAAGCCAGUUCACAUCACAGUGAAUGUGGUUGAGGAGGAUCACCAUCAAAUCAAUCUGCAGUACUGCAAUGGGCAGCCAGUUCGCACUAUUUUCUGUGAACCUAUACGUGGGUCAUCUAGAGCAGUGCUUCCCAAACUGUGGGGCGUGACUUGCAAGAUCUAUUCAGGUAUUACUUUCCAAGAAUUCCUGAUGAACUGAUAUGGAUAAGAAAUCCAUUUCAAGAGGACAACAUUAAAAAGUUAAAACUGUUGGCAUCUGCAGAAGACUCCCUGAUAGAACAAUUAUGUGAUUCUUCUUUGAAAACUUUAUUUCAAGAAUUAAGCCAAAUCCCAUUUUGAAUCAAAUUAACCCUGUGGUGCAUGAAUUUCACUGCAAUGGACAACUUUUAAUGGCCAAUUCUCUGGUGUUUUCGUUCAGUCAUGAGGCUGCAAAUGCAUGCAGGACACAGCACUAGUAGGGAGUGUCCACUGCAGUGAACUGUGUGCAUCUGCAUCUGCAUCU
This is a messenger RNA of Schistocerca gregaria, 630 nucleotides long. RefSeq lists its product as uncharacterized. Lineage: Eukaryota; Metazoa; Arthropoda; Insecta; Orthoptera; Acrididae. The transcript is spliced from 4 exons. The record is from RefSeq and is a predicted model, not a curated record. The coding region runs from base 1 to 327 and encodes 108 amino acids.